Puntigrus tetrazona (Sumatra barb) is the source of this 2071-nucleotide messenger RNA. RefSeq names its product lysine methyltransferase 5Ab (gene kmt5ab). The transcript has 8 exons. NCBI's taxonomy places the organism in Eukaryota, Metazoa, Chordata, Actinopteri, Cypriniformes, Cyprinidae. The record is from RefSeq and is a predicted model, not a curated record. Bases 124 to 1059 code for a protein of 311 amino acids. Gene Ontology annotation, molecular function: protein binding; histone H4K20 methyltransferase activity.
UCAAGAUCUCGACCAAUGAGCGCUGCGAAUGACAUUUAAAAACCAAGACAGCCUGACAUCGCCGUCUCAGCAUGCUGUAGUGUUUAUAGUCCUUUUCGCUCGUUGUGGGAAAUAUAAUACAAGAUGGGAAAAGGCAAAAAGUCCACUUCUGUUGACGGCGGUAUAAACGAGAAAGUCGAAGGGGCUAAAGAAAACACCGACGGAAAACCCACGACAUGCCAAGUACAGCCAACAAUACAUAGUUGUCUGAAUCUAAACAAGCCUCCCAGGAAUAACCCUCUUAGCCUUAUUUUCGAGGAGAACACAGCGACGGACCGUUCACCUCAAGACACCGGCGCACAGAGUCACGAUGCAGAGCCGAAAGCACCUAAAAAAGCGGACACUGGCAAACAGAGCCUUAUUUGUGGACCUAAUGACCAGACUGAUGCGUCUCAUAAACGGUCUGGGACAAGGAAGCAAACAAAAUCUGGGCCCAGGAUAAACGGUGAAAAGCCAAAAGACCGAAAGUUGAAAAACAAAGAAUCAGAACCCAAUCGAAAGGUCACCGAUUAUUUUCCUGUUAGGAGAAGUUGCAGGAAAAGCAAAGCUGAGUUGAAGUGUGAAGAGCAGCAGCACCUUGAUGAUCUCAUCAAAAACAAUGUCGAAGAGGGACUAAAGGUGAAAAGCAUUGAUGGAAAAGGACGAGGUGUUUUCACAGACCGAGCGUUUCAGAAAGACCAGUUUGUAGUAGAAUACCAUGGGGAGUUGUUAGAGAUUGCUGAUGCUAAAGCAAGAGAAUCUCAAUACUCUCAAGACCCAGCCACUGGCUGCUACAUGUACUAUUUCCGCUACCAUGACAAAACCUACUGUGUGGAUGCUACAAAAGAGACUGGCCGUCUGGGCCGAUUGAUCAACCACAGUAAGAACGGCAACCUUCGGACCAAGCUGCAUGAGAUACACGGCACACCUCACCUCAUCUUCCUGGCUUCCAGAGACCUCAGAGUGGACGAGGAGCUGCUUUAUGAUUACGGUGACCGCAGUAAAGAAGCCAUCGCUGCUCAUCCUUGGCUUAAGCUUUAAUGCACUCUGUUUUAAUUGUCUUGUUCUAAUAGCAUUUGAAUUAGUGGAAUAACAUAGACAUGCAUUGAUGUUUGGAACAGCCAAACCUUUCACUGUUACAGAUGGUACCAUAAGAUGAACUGUGUGGUGUUUUGGAAGACCGCAGCACCUGUAAAAUUGUUUUAAAUUAUUUUUACAUUCUGGGUUGACCGAAUGAUGUGAACUUUUAAAGCUAUGUGUGGGUUUUUUUUUUUUUUUUAAAUAUACAUAGUUCUCAGUGAAAAUGUACUCCCCCCUCAUGUUAUUCCAAACUUUUAGGACCUUGUCUUAUUCUUAAGAUAAGAUGACCUUUUUCCACACAGUGUGUCUCAUUUGUGGAAAACAAUGAUUGGUUAAAAAAUUGCCUUGUUUUUCCACAAGAGAAACAUGGAACAGAUGGUUUUUGUACUGACAUGAGGGUGAGCAAAGUUUUUUUUUUUUUUUUUUUUUUUUUUUGUGGACUAGUCAUUUUUAAUAAGGCAUGUAUAAGAACACCAGCCUCUGAUGCAAGUAUUUUCUAAUGGGUGUAGUUGCUGUACAUUUUUUUUUAUAUGUGCAAAAUGAAGAGUUUUAUUCGUGAAGCAAUUACACAUUUUUAAGAAAUUGUUGUUUUUGAAUCGUUGGUCUUAGAUUUAAUAGGGAUUUACAACGCUACACAUAUAAACCAUGUGCUUAAAGGAAUAAUUGCUUCUAUUUUAUAGUGGUACCGGUCAUGUUCUGUUUCAAUAUAAUUUUAGCAAGCAUCUAGCCUUAGAGUCUUCUGGUUAGAAUUACGUGUUUUCAUGAUAUGACAUUUGAGAUGCUGUGCAUUGAAGAUUUAUUAAUUUUAUAAGUAAAAUAAUUUUUUUGGAUUUAGAAAAAAAUAUCUAAAACAACCAUUUGUGCAAAGUUUUGUACAACUGAAAUGUUUUUGUACAUGCAAAGGAAUUCUGUUCUUUGCGGUGAAGAACGUUUGUAACCAGGAUGUUCUUGGUCACCAUUGACUUUCAUUGUU